Trypanosoma theileri is the source of this 1455-nucleotide messenger RNA. RefSeq lists its product as uncharacterized. NCBI's taxonomy places the organism in Eukaryota, Euglenozoa, Kinetoplastea, Trypanosomatida, Trypanosomatidae. The record is from RefSeq and is a predicted model, not a curated record. The transcript has a single exon. Bases 1 to 1455 code for a protein of 484 amino acids.
AUGUGGCGUCGUGGUUUAACGAGUGCAGCAGUACGGCAUGCCGUUUGGAUACGAUCCAUGUCCACAGAAUCAUUUGUUUCUUCUGUUGAAAAGGUACACCAACAGUUAGGGGCGUCUGAGCGAAAACAGGAACUUCUCUUGCAUGGACGUCAAUUAUUUGAAUCCGAAACUCUUGAUGAUAUCAAAACAGCAUGGACACCUGCUGUAGCUUCUACAGUAUGUCACGCUGCUACACAACUGCGAAUUUCUCCUAACAAAGGUCAACCAUUUGCUGCCAUAGUAGAACGCUCUCUUUCACCUGGAGCAGUAGAGGUAAUGGAUGUACCGUCUCUAGCAAGAAUUGUUCACUCUUGCCUAGUAUUACGUUCACCCUAUCUUUAUGAAGUUUUAUUUACGUAUAUUCGCUUUCUUAUUAAACGAGCUCCAACAGUAGAUACUGUUUCUUGUGCUGUACUUAUAAAUGCAUACGGCCGUGCCCAAGUUCAACAUGAGGAGCUUUAUCAAGCCCUAUGUAAUCAGGCAGCUGUUGUUAUGAAAGACCCUCGGACUUUUAUUGCACACAUAGCCAAUGUAGCACAUGCUUUGGCUCGUGUUAAAUUUUUUCACAGAGAUCUUUUUCUCGUUUUACGAGAUCAAGCUGUAAGACAGUCUUCACAAGGACCUCCAUUGGUACCAGUAACAAUUCUUGACGCAUUCGCUGAAGUUGGAUUUGUGGAUGAAGAAUUAUUUACAGUUUUGGAGCAGCGGUUGAUAAAAGAAUUACCUGAACUGCCAGCACCCCUUAUGGCGUCCCUUGUUGGUUGCCUGGUAAAGGCAGGAAGAGCCUCAUCUCCACUUUUUACUGCUUGUGGUGAGCGUAUAGCAGCAGUUGGGAAUACGUUUGAUCCUACAUCUAUUGCCAAGACAUGUGAUGCUUUUUGCCGUGCUAAUGUGUUAGCGGAAGAUCUUUUCGGUGCACUUGCAGAACGUGCAUGUAAAGUGGCAACUGAUUUUCGUGCUGAUGAGAUUCAUCUCACAUUGAAUGCACUUGGUUGUUUUGAUCUUUUUGACGGUGAAUUAUUUCCCUUGCUUGCAUCCCGCUUUGUAUCCAUUGUGAAGCAGGGUGGAUAUGUUAGUCCGGCAGAUGCGGCAGGUGUUCUUGCCAGUUUCGCUGCUGUGCAAGAGAGAAGCGAUGAACUUGUUCACAUCUGUACACAACUCUUAUCUUCUCAUCGUGAUGCGUUGGAUGGUGUAACAUUGGUGCAAGCUUUGUGGGCCUGUCUUGUUCUCAAUGUACGCAAUGAAGCCCAACAGUCACUUUUAGAAUGUGCUAAAAGUGAAAUGGGAAAGAUUCCAAGCGAGGAGAUGGCAGGGAAGUCGUCAAAGGUAAUCCUUGAACGUCUUCAAUAUGUGAAAAAGGCCUAUGGUCUGAUUGGACCUGAUAACGAAGUUUCUUCACAAAUGGGAAAGAUAUAG